This is a messenger RNA of Oryza sativa Japonica Group (Japanese rice), 1265 nucleotides long. RefSeq names its product bidirectional sugar transporter SWEET11. Gene Ontology annotation, cellular component: membrane. The record is from RefSeq and is a predicted model, not a curated record. NCBI's taxonomy places the organism in Eukaryota, Viridiplantae, Streptophyta, Magnoliopsida, Poales, Poaceae. Gene Ontology annotation, molecular function: sugar transmembrane transporter activity. Gene Ontology annotation, biological process: carbohydrate transport.
CCCCCAAUGCCAAGCACACAAACAUUGGGUGCAGUAGUGAAUCCUCUUCAGAAGUUCAGAAAACUAUAGCUUGCUUUUAGCAUAUAUAAAUUAGGUGUUUUUAUCUUCUUUUGAGAAGGAGAUCAAGAACAGGCAGUAGGAGGCCUCUUCCUCUUCUCCAUGGAUCACCUUUGGGCCUCUGUCUUUGGGAUUCUUGGAAACAUCGUCUCAUUCCUGGUUUUCCUCGCACCGAUGCCGACGUUCCUGAGGGUGUACAGGAAGAAGUCGACGGAGGGGUUCAGCUCGGUGCCGUACGUGGUGGCGCUCUUCAGCUGCACGCUGUGGAUACUGUACGCCAUGGUGAAGACCAACUCCAGCCCCCUCCUCACCAUCAACGCCUUCGGCUGCGUCGUCGAGGCCGCCUACAUCGCCGUCUACCUCGUCUACGCCCCCAGGCCGGCCAGGCUCAGGGCGCUCACCUCCUUCCUCCUCCUCAACGUCGCCGCCUUCUCCCUCGUCGUCGUCGUCACCGUCGCCGCCGUCGCCCAGCCCCACCGCGUCAGGGUGCUCGGCUCCAUCUGCCUCGCCUUCUCCAUGGCCGUCUUCGUCGCCCCCAUGAGCGUCAUCAUGGUGGUGAUCAAGACGAAAAGCGCGGAGUUCAUGCCGUUCUCGCUCUCCUUCUUCCUCACGCUCAGCGCCGUCGCCUGGUUCUUCUACGGCCUCUUCACCAACGACCUCUACGUCACGCUUCCGAACGUGGGAGGCUUCUUCUUCGGCUGCGUCCAGAUGGCGCUCUACUUCAAAUACCGGAAGCCCAAUACGGCUGCCGGCGGCGUGAUGAUCCUGCCGACGACGGCGGCUGCGGCGGCGGUCGACGGCGCCGUGGCUGAGCCUGCGGCGGCGGCGCAGCAGCUGGCGGAGGAGCUGGAAAUGGAGCUCGCGGCCGCAGGCGCGCACGCGGUGGCCGUGCUGCCGGCGAGCGCGCUGCCCGUGCUGGCCGAGCUGCACAAGAUGGAGCAGGAGAUCGGGACGCCGCGCAAGGGCGCCACCAAGACCGUCUGACACGUGGCUCGCCUCCAUUGGUUGUCGAGUGCCAUGUCAUCAUCGUGAUUAUUAUAUAUAUGGGCAAAAUGCAUCAUACCCAGUAGUAAAUUUCUUAAUUUCAGCUGUUUGUUUGCGUUCCAUUUGUGUGUUUGAAUUGAGUUUGUAUUGUGCAAUUAUCCCAAGAAAAAAGAAAUGUGCAUGUAUUGGUUAUGAUUAAUUAAAUUAAUUCGUAUCCUAUCAAG